Molecule: messenger RNA, 4280 nt
Organism: Mercenaria mercenaria
Lineage: Eukaryota; Metazoa; Mollusca; Bivalvia; Venerida; Veneridae
Exons: 3
Coding region: 271-2025 (584 amino acids)
Source: RefSeq, a predicted model, not a curated record
UUAAUUGGACAGAUAUUAUUAACGAACUUGUGGUAAAACAAAGCUUCCUUGCUGAAGUGCUGCUUGCAGUGGCACUGCCAUCAGGAAAAAUAGGAAACACCAAGGCAACAGAAGGGCUGGUUCCUGUCAUUGGAACUGUAUAUGGAAUGUUGAUGAAACAAAGAUUUCAUGAACUUUCUGCUAUCCAGAAAGUCAUAUCGAUUUCUCUAGCUAAUGAACAGGCCCACCAAAAGAUGUUAGAGUUCCAGUUUGGUACAUUGUUGUUUUGUUAUGAAGUUCAUUUUACAACAAAUUUUUCAAAUUCAGGUUUAUGACCGACUACAGCCACUUGGUGUGUCAUUGAGUCACCAAGGAAUGUUAGAGACCAUGUCAGCAAUCUCCAAUAGCUUCAAUACAGAACUAACAGAGUGUGUUAAACAGGGAAAGAAGUUCCGUAUAAUAGGGGACAAUGUUAAUUUUCACAUGGGAGUAGCUCAAGCGCGAAAAAAUACUGGGAAAGUGAGCCACAUGGAACACUGGUUUGGCUCGGCUGCAAUUGUUCAAAAUGUAUCAUUUCCUGAUUUACCAGGAACACAUCCACAACAUGACCUUCGGUAUUUACCUGCAGCAACUUUCAUGCUUGAUGAACAUGAAUGGAAUGGCAUCAUGUUUAAGUUUUCUUUAAUCAUGACUAGGAUUCUAGUUGAUUUCUUCCCAUGGCUGAAGUUUGCUAAGUCUGCAGUCAGUCAAGUCAUUGAUGACAUACCUGAGGGGCUAAAAGAACCAAACCUAGUUAUACCUCUCCCCAUUUUACAUAAAAAUGAACAGAAGUACGCUGAAGUUGUGGAUAUCUUAGACUCAUAUCAGGAAUUGUGUGAGACAACAUAUGAAGCUGCUGAAAAGCCAUUACAGGAAGUCCACAUAGGUGGUGACCAACUCACACGAGAGCGUUUUUCUGGAGCUAAGCGGCUUAGAGCUGCAGCUCUUUCAGAAACGGAGCGAUUUGAGAGUCUUUUUCCAAUUACAUUUGAAUUGUUUCAUUUGCAAAUGACUGUUUUGACUACCUUCUAUCAGAUAUUGUAUGAUACACAAAACACAGACUCUUUCACACUACACAGUCAAAAGAUUCGUUUGUUAAGGAAGGAUGCAGAUGGGAAUGAUGUGAAAAACCACUAUGACAGCUGUAGAGAAUUAGCAGUUUCUGUAAUAAAAGCUUAUGUAAUAGAAGCAGCAUGUGAGCAGUUUGGACUUCCAGACACUGAAGUAGUACCAGAAAACAUUCCAGAAUACCAGAAUAUGUCCAAUGAGGAGAUUAAGCUUUGGCUAGUGAGUCAAGUCAGUCCAAUCAUUAUCAGUAUUUGUUCAGUCAGUAGGGAUGUAAUGAAUGGGAAUUACGUUGAAAACACCAAUACAGAUAAAAUAAACUGCUAUGGCAAAACUGUGAUAGAAUUAGGCUUAGUUUACAUGGAAUUAUGUGACAUUGUAAAGGCACCAAGUCGUGACCGUCUGUUAUGUUUGAUGAAGUACCUUUUGCUGAUAUUAAAAGGACACAACAAUAAAUCAAAAUAUGCACUAGAACUUCUUCGGUUUUUAAGUCAACAAUUGGCACUUUUAAGUGAACGAGCAGCAAAUGAGGUCUGUUAUGGACUUUUUGUUAACACUGGAAAAUCUAUUAUUCCAGCUGAUAUGCAAAUGGAACAUUUGGUAAGGUUGACAAAAUGCCAUUUACGAACAAUGUGCUCUAAUGUAACUGACUCUUCUCUAGCUAAACGAAGCAGUGCUUUCUUUGGAAUGGACGAGAUAUCCAAAAACAUUGAUAAAGAAACAUCUUCAAUUAAGCGUUCACAAAAGCAUAAAAGGCUUUCUUCUAUAGAGGACGAACAGAAAAUUAUCAAAGAGCUUAGGGUAGUAAGACCCUUUUUAAAUAUACCAGGUCGACAUACUGAAACCUUGAAAAUGACAAAGAACCCUAUAACAAAAUUAAAUAUGGAGGCUUUGAUCAAAUGGAUUGAACAGUAUAAAUUGAAAUUCUAUUAUGAGCUGUAGAGUGAAAUUGUUAUACAAAAGUAAGUGACGGGUAUGUUUUGCAUGUGAAAAUGAUACAAAGUCUAGAUUUUUCAUAAUAUCUGACUGGCAUGGUGUGGAAUACACUCGUCAUGCUCAUUUUGUGACAUUAUAUAAAUAUCAUACGGCUACGUGUGACAUUGAUAUUGUCAACCGAGGGCAGAAUGUCACCUGAGGCGAAAGCACAGUGGUGACAUUCUGUUUCAAGGGUUGACAAUAUCAAUGUCGCACACGCUGUUGUAUGAUAUGAUAUGAUAAAUUAGGCACAUGAAAAAGUUAUAAAGUGUUUAAUUCAUUUAAUACAACAGUUUCAUAUUUAGUGGGGUAAUCACCUGUGUACACAUUGAAUAAUGACGUCUUUACAAUAUGACAUUGUGUACAAGGGAGGCAAUCAUGUGUCAAAAAAAUUGAAGCAGUUAUUUGCCCUUAUAUGACAUUCAAAAUAACAGCGCGGUCUCAUGACCAAAAAGGUUGAAAAUGUUUCUUACAGACAAAACAUCUCUUUUUCGGGUAAUGUGAUUUUACCAUUGUAGACAAAAGUGAGGUAUAAUAAAAUUUAUUGGGUGAUAACAUUUUCAGAACAGGAUAUUUCAGUGAUUAAAUAUUGAGACAGUUUUAAUUAAUCUUCUCAUUGGACAUGAUCUGGUAUAGUAAGUAAUAAAAAAUAUCACCUCAUGCAUUAAAAUAAAGGCUUUUUCAUACUUACCAACCUGUUUAAGAUACCUGUAUGAAGAAACCGCUUGCAUUAAGGUGCCAUAUUUUUCAGUGCAAACAUAAAGAUUAAGAAACAAAACAUGUUCAAGACACUGUUUUAUUAUGAUAUCAUAUUUUAAAACCCCAGUGUCUCUUUAGACUGUACAUUAUGCAAUUGAUAGUUUAUCAAAGUCCCAUUCCAGUCCAUGCUCGGGUUGACACCUGUUGCAGCAAACAGAAGGUUUUUGAACUGCUUUGAAGCCAAAGUAUUCAUUGAUCAAUUCUCUAUAGCACCUUUCACCCCUGCAGUAUACUUUCAUUUCAUUUCGCAUGUGUUGAGCCGCCAGAUCAUUAUUAUUAUAAUACAGGAUAGCUUGAGCAGAGGUAUCUGACCUCCCUGAUCUUCCUAUCUCUUGAACAUAGGCUGCAAUAUUUAAUGCAUUUAUUUGUUAUUUUGUGGCUUUUUCAAAUUAAAGUUACAUUACGAUAGUCAAAAAAGGUUAGAAAACUAACAAAGACUUGCAUAUUUUUUAGUAAUCUUCUUAUUUUAAGGAUUAAAAACAUCUUAUAAAUAUUUACUAAAAAUUGUGAUGGUCACUUACAGCAGUAAUAUAACUUUAAGUGUAGCUACAAGAAAGUGUGUAUACUGACAUAUUUAUCUGUAACACUAUUAUUCUAGUCAAAACAUGUUCCUAUGUUGUAAGAAAUUUGUUUCUUUUUUAUUAGUCCAAUACAAAAGGUUGAGUAUUUAACCCUUCUCUUGCUACAUUUCUAAAAUGGACUUCUCCAUCUUAUAAUUUGGACAGUACCAUUUAGAGUUCAUAGUGGUCAUGAAAAAUUUAAUGACUGUAUUAUUGUACUGAAUAGCAAACAGUGCAGAUCAUGAUCAGACUGCAUGAAUGUGCAGGCUGAUUUUGAUCUGCACUGGUUGCAAAGGCAAAUACAAUUGCACUUAGCAAGGGAAGUGUUAAACACUUUAUUUAUUAAUUACAACUUACUUUAAAAACAUGUCAAAACAUGUUCCUAUAUUUGUAAGAAAUUGUAUUGUUUCUUUUUCAUUAGGUCACACUAAAAAGGUGGAGUAUUUAACCCUUCUCUUGCUACAUUUCUAAAAUGGAAUGCUCCAUCUUUCAAUUUGUACAAUAGCAGUUAUAAUUCAUUGGGAUAUUCAUGAAAAAUUUAUUGACUGUUUUAUUGUAUUGAAUAGCAAACAGUGCAGAUCAUGAUCAGACUGCAUGGAUGUGCAGGCUGAUCUUGAUCUGCACUGGUCGCAAAGGCAAAAACAAUUGCACUUAGCAAGGGAAGUGUUAAACACUUUAUUAAUUACAACUUACUUUCCAGUGUAGUCGGUGGGCCUGCAUGUAUGACACGUCUUACAUAUUUUAAGUCUGCCCCCAUUCCCAGUGCCACUGAUGAAAUAAUGAGGCGGAUACAACUGUCUGCCUUUUGUAAACUUGAAAUAAUCAUGUCUUUCAGCUGUGUAUAAUGGAAUACAGGAAUCAAUAAAUUAAGGUUGUUUCAGUAUAAUAAAUAUAUUGAAUCUA